Messenger RNA from Clupea harengus (Atlantic herring), 1841 nucleotides. RefSeq names its product retinoblastoma binding protein 9 (gene rbbp9). The transcript has 3 exons. The record is from RefSeq and is a predicted model, not a curated record. Gene Ontology annotation, molecular function: hydrolase activity. Lineage: Eukaryota; Metazoa; Chordata; Actinopteri; Clupeiformes; Clupeidae. The coding region runs from base 76 to 630 and encodes 184 amino acids.
UACAUGCGUUUACUAAGGUCCAAUAAAAUCAGUCGAAGGAAAUAAAACAAAAACGAAGCUCCCCUAUAAGCAGACAUGCCGCUGAAGAAAGCUGUCAUUGUACCCGGGAAUGGAGCAGGGGAUGUUGAGCGUGCCAACUGGUAUGGGUGGGCAAACAAGGAAAUCAAGAAGAUCCCAGAUAUGACCUGCCUGUUGAAGAACAUGCCUGAUCCAGUGACGGCACGUGAGACAAUAUGGCUACCCUUCAUGGAGAAGGAGCUGAAGUGUGAUGAGGAAACCGUAAUCAUCGGUCACAGCUCUGGGGCGGCUGCUGCCAUGAGGUACGCAGAGACUCGCAAAGUAUUCGCCAUCAUCCUGGUGGGGGCCUACACCUCAGACAUGGGAGACGAGACUGAGAGGGAAAGUGGCUACUUCAGCCGGCCAUGGCAGUGGGAGCUCAUCCGAGGGAAUGUGAGCCACAUUGUCCAGUUUGGCUCCACAGAUGAUCCCUUUCUGCCCUGGGAGGAACAGGAGGAGGUGGCCGAGGGUUUGAAGGCGGAUCUGCACAAGUACUCGGACCGUGGCCACUUCAUGAACUCACGCUUCCCUGAGCUCAUUGAUGUGGUCAAGAAGUUCAAAGAAGCUGCUUAAUAUGCAACAGGCAUCCACAUCAGCGCAUUCUUUUCUGUACACCAAUUAGUUACAUUGCAUUUCCCACACCAAUUCCCCGCUGUGGUCAUCUGUUUUACUGUGUAGAAUCACACAACAGCACAAAAUGCAAACAUUUGUUCUUCAAACCAAUAUUCACUGACACAUUUUGGAAGUUCCCUACCAGAGAAAUGAGAGUGAAAUGAGAACAAUUUUGAGACUGAUCACAAAUGUGUGAAUAGGUCAUAGAUGUCAUGGUUAAUAUUGAAAUCAAAUUCCAUCAGUUCCUUAAGUUGAUUUAUCUCCUGUCAAAGAUGAAUACAUACGUGGCUUUGUCCCUUUAUUACAAUUUAUCUUCAUUCGGACACAAAAUAUCCCAUUGAUCUCAUGAUUAGCCCUACAACUAUCUAGAACCCUCAUGUAGCCUGCAAAACAGCCUGGAUUCGUUAUAUGGAUUUGAAAGAAUUCUGGAAACAAUCCUAAAAUAUUUUUUUGUUGUGGGAUAAAUUAAAGUUCAUCAGAGCAGGGGACAUUUUUAUAAUAUACAGUUCUCUGAAGUAGGCGCGUUGCCGGUUUUUGAGAUAAUGGGACCAUUUCAUUUACUAGAAACUAGAAACAGACAAAACCUCUCUAAAUUUGAGAUAACAAUGCACUUGACCAUGUUGGCAUGCUUUACACGUGAAAUUUCCAUAUCAUUCACCUGAGGCCAACCAUGAGGGUGCUGUUGUAAUGAGCAGGUGUGUAAAUAAAAUAUCCACUGAGUGGAAAUGAAGUGCAUUGAGAGACAGUUGUCAAACCUAAGUAGCCUGGUGCUCCCAUCCCACAUUCACAGCAUUCACUGCAAUCCCUAGAAGACCUAGGGGUAUAGUCUGCUAGUGCACUCAGAAGCUGAAGUGGUUAAAGCAUUUUCAAAACGUAUUAUUUUGCAGGUGACAGACAUGUGUAAUAUUCAAGAAUACGUCUGUAUUUCCCUAGUCUGUAUGCUUCACCUCUUGUCCAUUUUUUUGUCUUCAGUUUUGGUGCCUUACCUGCUGCUGCUAUCUCUGCUUUGACAUUGAAAACCCUUGGUCAUUGACUUUCAUAAAUUAUCUAGGGACGCUGGAGUUAUCUUCAGUGAUCAUUACCCUGAUUAAUGAUGUUCUUUCAGUGCCCCCUAGAGUUCAACAAAUGCAACUGUAACUAACUAAAUAAAAACUUUUUUGUGACGCCUUGAA